AUGUCUGACACUGGGUACACCUUGAUCUACGAGCCCAAUACUGCGGCCAAAACGUCGGUGUCUGAAUUCAAGUCUCUUUUGGAAAAAAGCAAAGAUGACGUCAAGAUCUUGACCAUGAAGCGCAUCAUCGUGACGGUGCUCAACGGCGACGCCAUGCCCGACUUGUUGAUGCACAUUAUUCGUUUUGUCAUGCCUUCAAGAAACAAGGAGUUGAAAAAGUUGUUGUACUUUUACUGGGAGGUGUGUCCCAAGUUGGACGAGCACGGCAAAAUGCGCCACGAGAUGAUUCUCGUGUGCAAUGCCAUCCAGCAUGACUUGCAGCACCCGAACGAGUACAUUCGAGGCAACACGUUGCGGUUUUUGUGUAAGUUGAAAGAACCAGAGUUGUUGGAGACCUUGGUGCCCAACGUGCGCCAGUGCUUGGUGCACCGCCACGCAUAUGUGCGCAAGAAUGCCGUUUUCGCUCUCUACUCCAUCUUCAAGGUCUCCGACCACUUGAUUCCUGACGCCCCAGAAUUGAUUUACACGUUUUUGGCCGAGGAGUUCGACUCCGUGUGCAAGAGGAACGCCUUCGUGUGUUUGGGUGAAGUCAACAGAGAUGCCACUUUACAGUACAUGCAAGAGAGUAUCCCCUCUUUGGAGACCUUUGAUCCUCUUUUGCAAUUGGCGUUUGUCGAAUUUAUUAGAAAGGAUGCAGCUUCUUCUUCCCAAUUGAAGAGCCAGUAUGUGCAAUUGAUCACAGAAAUCAUUGAAAGCUCCUCCAACCUGGUGGUUUACGAAGCAGCUGUCACCUUGAGUGUGAUUUCGUCAUCUUCGCAAUCGAUUAUUUUGGCAGGCACAAAGUUCGUGGAAUUGGCCACCAAAGAAGCCGACAACAACGUGAAAAUCAUCACCUUGGAACGCAUUAACGAGUUAAACAAAACCCACCCAGGCCUUUUGCAAAACUUGUCCCUAGACGUUUUGAAUGUGUUGUCGACCCAAGAUAUCGACGUGCGGAAAAAGGCCCUCCACGUGGCAUUGCAGUUGGUUUCCAGCAGAAAUGUCGAAGACAUUGUCAAGUUGUUGAAGAAGGAGUUGCUGAGAUCCUCAACGUCUAGUGAAGACAAGGGCUCUGAAUAUAGACAGUUAUUGAUUAACGCGAUCCAUCAGCUCGCAAUCAAUUUCGGUGAGGUGGCUACAAAUGUGAUUGAUUUGUUGUUAGAAUCCAUUGGCGACCUUUCGAGCAGUGCAGCAUAUGAUGUUGUUACUUUUGUUAAGGAAGCAGUGGAAAAAUUCCCAGACUUGAGACAGUCUGUGAUCCAUAAGUUAGUCAAGAGUUUGCCAGAAGUCAAGUCAGGCAAGGUUUUCCGUGGCGCAUUUUGGAUUUUGGGUGAAUACUCCGAAGACGAGUCCUUGAUCAAGGAGGCAUGGAAAUUCAUCAGAACCACCAUUGGCGAAGUUCCAAUCUUAGCCAGUGAGAAGAGACACUUGGAAGGUGGUGAUGGCAGCGAUGAUGAGAAUGACGACGAGAAAGACUCUGCUUCAAAGCCAAAAAAGAAACCUGUUGUUUUACCAGACGGCACAUAUGCUACCGAAAAUGCAUUGACGUCCACUUACGAGAAUUCGGAAGACGAGGACAUUGUGCGCGUCAGAAAGCUCAUUUUGGGCGGCGACUUUUACUUGGGGUCUGUUUUGGCUUCUACUUUGGUCAAGCUUGUUUUGAGAUUGCAGAAGCUCCAGACAGCAGAGAAAUUUUUGAAUGCGUUGAAGGCGGAAGCUUUGUUGAUGAUGGUGUCAAUGUUGCGUGUCGGCGAGUCUUCGUAUGUGGCUAAGAAAAUCGAUGAGGACUCGGCAGACCGCAUUUUGGCAUGUAUUGCCUUUUUAACCGACGAUGAGGACAGCCACUUGAUCUCGCAAGGUUUCUUGGAAGACACCAAGGAUGCAUACAAGGAACAGGUCAAGAGCGAACAAGCAAAGAAGGCAAAGGCCGAAGCCAAGGAUUUCCACGAAAACGCCGAGCAGAUCGACGAUGCAAUUGUUUUCAGACAAUUUGCAAAGAGCGACGCUGGUUCCAAAACGUCGACGGACGAUAUUACUUUGGCAGCAGGAGCCACGACAAAGACAGAAGAGUUGUCGUCGAGAUUGAACAAGAUCUUGCAAUUGACCGGUUUCUCUGACCCAAUCUAUGCAGAGGCAUACGUCAAGGUACACCAGUUCGACAUUACCUUGGAUGUUUUGUUGGUCAACCAAACUACAUCUACUAUGCGCAACUUGUCUGUGGAGUUUGCCACUUUGGGUGACUUGAAAGUGGUGGACAAGCCUGCUACCACCAACAUUGGUCCACACGGCUUCCACAAGAUUUCGGUAACCGUGAAGGUGACUUCUGCCGAUACCGGAGUCAUUUUUGGAAACAUUGUCUACGACGGCCAACAUUCGGACGACUCGACAAUCGUGAUCUUGAAUGAUGUGCAUGUGGACAUUAUGGACUACAUCAAGCCUGCCACGUGUACGGAGAGCGCCUUCCGCAAGAUGUGGAACGAGUUUGAAUGGGAAAACAAGAUUACCAUCAAGUCGCAGAUGGGCUCCUUGAAGGAGUACUUGGAAGAGUUGAUGGCUGGAACCAACAUGAACUGUUUGACACCCGGUGCAAUUGUCGGCGAAGAGUGUCACUUUUUGGCGGCGAACUUGUAUUCGCGGUCUUCGUUUGGAGAAGACGCCUUGGCCAACUUGUGUAUCGAGAAGCAGGCAGACGGGCCCAUCAUCGGACAUGUCCGCAUCAGAUCCAAGGGCCAGGGCUUGGCCUUGUCGUUGGGCGACCGUGUUGCUACGAUUUCGAGAAAGCACAAUGGCACCACAGUUGCCAAGGUCUGA
Clavispora lusitaniae ATCC 42720 is the source of this 2850-nucleotide messenger RNA. It is a transcript of the gene SEC26, whose product is annotated as coatomer subunit beta. The record is from RefSeq and is a predicted model, not a curated record. Gene Ontology annotation, molecular function: structural molecule activity. Gene Ontology annotation, biological process: intra-Golgi vesicle-mediated transport; intracellular protein transport; endoplasmic reticulum to Golgi vesicle-mediated transport. Lineage: Eukaryota; Fungi; Ascomycota; Pichiomycetes; Serinales; Metschnikowiaceae. Gene Ontology annotation, cellular component: cytoplasm; COPI vesicle coat.